GUCAAUUUUACCUUUUAAAUUCUAAUCAAAACAAUGUGUACAACAUAUGAAUUUUCUUUGAAAAAUAAAUAUGUAGUCAAAGGAAUGUUCAAAUAACACCGCAAAAUAGCAGAUAGUACAACAAGGUCAUGCGUUUUAUAUUGUAUUUAUAAUUAUUGUAAAAGCAACACAAUUAAUAUCAUCUGGUUUGCUUCUUUGGGGGAAAAUAUAAGUUAAGUUAGUAUUGUUUUUUAAAAGGGUACAUACUGCCAAAUGACUUAACUUUUACAUAGUUAAUUGUAAAAUGUUUUCUAACUCAAUAUUUAUAAAAUAAACAUGGAGAAAAAUAAAGAAGUAAUCAACAUUUGUGGAUUCUGUUUAAAAAGAACUAGUACAGAUAGUGUCACAGAAGUUUUCUUAGACAUGAUUCAAAUUGUAAUCCCAGAUGUGUUACCAUACUUGAACAAGGUAGCAGUAUGUGAAAACUGCGAUAGACUUGUAAAAAGUAUAUUUAAUUUCAAAUCCACUUGUCUAGAAAUUGAAGAUAAUAUUUAUAGUUAUAAAACAAACAAUUCCAAAGAAUUAGAUUUAGAAGAUCUAGUUGGAUUAAGAGAAAAUGAUUUUUAUAAGCAAUCUAGGAUAUGCAGGACUUGUUUUAAAAUGGUUGAAGAUGACAUGUGUUUGUUGGUUGAUAAAAAUAAUGAUUCUUUGCUACAGCUACAUCAGAAAAAAUGCCUUCCAGAGUUGAAUAUGGAACUUACCAAACAGCCAGUUCUUUGUGCAGAUUGUGUUGAUAUGCUUCGAAAGUAUUUUAAUUUUGUAACCAGAUGUAUUGGUAAUGUAGACCAUAAAAAGAACUUACUGAAAAUUGAUAAAAUAGAAGCUGGUAACGAUCUGACUAAAAUAACAAAAUAUGAAUUAAUUAUAGCAGAUGACAUAAAAAUUGAAAAUGAAAAAGACUUACCCAAUGAGGAAUAUAGACUGCAUAGUAGUAUCUGUAUUAAAGAUGACAUACAAGAGUUGUUUUUGUCUGAUAUUAAUAAUGAUUGUCAAGUUCCUGAAAAUACUAAUGAAAUAGUUGUAAUAUCAAAUGACAUUUCGAAUAUUGAUAUUUCGCAAUCUAAUGAAUUAGAGCAAAAUGCUGAUAAAGUAAUUAGUGAAGAUGUCAUUAGUAUUUCAGAUUCUAAUGAGGACACUGUUGAAUAUAAUUUAAAAGAAAUAUGUGGGGACCAUUCACAUAAUUCUAAAGAAUUAUUUGAACUUAGGAAUAAACAGACUGAUAAUAAUGGAGCGAUUUUACAACGUAAUCAUUCAACUACAGUUAGUACUCAUACCGAAUAUACUGUUAAUUUUAAUUUCCAAGACAAAGGCGGGAACAGUGAUUCUCAACAAUUAUGUGAAGCUAAGAAUACUAAUACUGAUGACAAUCAACCUGCUUUAGAAUGUACAGCUAUAGAGAUUAGUGAUGAAGACACUGUUGAAUACAACUUACAAGAAAUAAAAGAGAACAGUGUUAUCAGAGAAUUGUCUAAACCUGAAAAUAUAUGCACUGAUAAUAACAAACAUACUUUAGAAUGUACAAGUUCAACUAUAGUGGACAAAAGUACACUUAAAGAUAAUCAAACAACAAUGGAUUCAGUGAUAGAUAAAAAGACUGAUGAUGAGAAUACAAAAUUAGUUUCCAAAUUUAAUCAAAUUUUCAAUAACAGUGUUCAAAUUGAUAGUAAGAAUACUGGUCAAGAAGUUACAAAGAAUUAUUCAGAUAAUGGUGGACAUGAUGAUGUUGAAACAGAUUUAGAAUGUGUAAGAAAUGUUAGUACAGUUACAUCGCAGCAAGCAGAGACUAAUUUGAACCAAAGCAGUGUACUCAAAAAUAAUAACCUCAAACAAACUAAGAGCCCAUCAAAAAAUGUUGAUGCUAAUGAUAAAACUGAUAAUGGUGAUAAAAAUCUGGAAAUAGAAUUUAGUUCAGAUGAAGACAUCAGUCGUUAUGCUAAUGACAUAGAAGAAAUUAUAGAUGAUUUAUCACUAGAUGAAGAUAGUAACAUUGAUAAUGCAUUAACUAAAAGUAAUACUUUGAAUAAAGAAAAAAUCAUAGAAAUAUCAAAUACUUGUGAUUCAGAUAUUCAGUGUGAUAUUGAAGCGGUACAUACAAAUUCUUCUGAAAUAGUUCACAGUAAAUAUGACAGUGAUAUAGAAAUUAUCGGACUUGCUGAAACUCAAAAAGAAUCGCACAGUCAGAAUAAAAAUUCUGACAGUCAAUAUAAUGUAGGUAAUAGACGAAGUAAUCGAAAAAGUAAAACUAAACGGAAGCUCUCUGACUUGUCACCUGAAAGUUCACCUGAUCAGAAUCACAAUAAUGAUUCUGAUUUUGAAGUUAAUAGCGAUAACGAAUCAUCAGAUUCAGAAGAAUAUUCAGAAAUUAAUAAAAGGUUCAAGAUGUCGAAUAAAUACUUAUAUUGUGGAUAUUGUCGAUAUAGGGCGACAAGUACAAUGCGUAUGGAUGAACAUUUGAACAAGUGUAAAAAAUUUCAGUCAGUAAAAAUACAGGAACAUCCGAAAAACAAGAAGUCAACAUCAAAUACAUCAUUAAACAGUACAAUAGUUGCAGCACCAACCAGUGGAGUCACAUCUCAACAAAAUGCUACAUAUUCAAUGUUUUUGGGUCAAACUCUUUUAUAUCUCAUUCAAAAAAGCCAUAUAAUAGUUGGAGAAACUAGUAGUUCAUAUUCUCCCUCUGUCAACAAAACUAAUGUGAUAGAUUUCCGAUCGAAUAAAACCGCAGAGAAGCAGCAAUCACAAGAAUCUUCGAACGUUAUAAUAGUUUCGGAUGAUGAAAAGUCAAUUGAACCAGUUGAUACAUUAAACGAAGGGUCUAAUAAUUUAGUAAUAAUCAAUGAAAACGAUAAUGUCAAUGAGGAACUUACUACACAAUUAGAUGUCGAUCCAUUAGCUGUUGAUAUUGAAAAUGUAAGGGCUACAAUAUUAAAAGAUCACCAUUACUUCUUACCACCAGAAACGGAUAUUGAGAAUGAGUUUAGAUCUGUUAAUGUGCAAACGGGUAGUGGGAACGAAGCUGAACCACUGCCAGAUUCAAACAUUAAUAUCGUUUCGAAUUUACUGUUGAACCCAGGUCAAACCAUAAAUAACGCAAUUGGGCUGAUGUCUGUAGGAAAGGAUGAUUCGCUUAAAAAUGGAGAAAAUAAUGAUACUGAAAUUCCAAAGGUUGCACCUGCUGAAGGUAAAACUCAUGAUGCUGAAAACAGUAAAAUAACUACAGAUACUGAAAUUAAUUCAGUAAUAAAAGAGUUGGAAAGUGUUUUAGAGGAUAGUUCAAUUAUUUCUGAAUCAACAAAAAAUACAAACAAUUUAAAUAAAGACCUCUAUUCACAAAAUAAUGUAGUUCCUGAUAAAAUAGUAACUGCAGUCUGUCAUCCUAUGACAGAAAUUAACCAAGGCUCAAAGAGUAAUUCUAACAAUUGUUCUGGUGACUUAGGUAAAUUGUCUAUGCCGGAAACAUCAAUCGAAAAGGAUAAAGUUGUUGGUGAAGAUCAUACUGUGACGAACAUCCAAAUCCAAAAAACAUCCGAAUCGUCCGAGUUACAAUUGAUUAGAAAGCCAGCAGGAUCAAGGGCUGUUGCUACAACUAAAAGAUGGGUUGUCUUAGAUGAUCAUUUAGUUGAUCAAAAGAUUCUUACGGUCUAUAAAUGUAAUUCAUGCGAUUUCAAUACUAGAUAUUUGAAAGUAAUAGACUUGCACAUCCUCGAUCAUUUUUGCCAAAUAGCCAAUGGCAAAUAUGCGUGCAAUGUAUGUCUGGCACAGUUUUCAGAUAAACUUAAUAUGAUUGAGCAUGUUAAAGAACUUCAACAUGGGUAUAAAAUAGGAGUUUGGUGUGUUAAUUGUUCUUCAGUGUUCUUAAAGACGUGGGAGGCGAGAAAACAUCAAAAAGUAUGUAAGAGGAAACAAAUCUCCGUAAAAUUAUUUAAGAGUAACAAUGUAAUAUUUUGUAUGUUAUGUCAGUAUGAAACAAGUGAUUUGGCACAAGCUAAGGAACAUACUAAAAAAUGUAAAGAAAGACUAAUGAAAGCUAGACAUGUAAUUGAGCUUGAUUAA
Molecule: messenger RNA, 4092 nt
Organism: Diabrotica balteata
Lineage: Eukaryota; Metazoa; Arthropoda; Insecta; Coleoptera; Chrysomelidae
Source: the annotation of a GenBank genome assembly